ACCCAGGCACUACGGACACUCUGCUAGGGAUAUUACCAACGUGAUGCAGAAGCUGCAAGAUGAGCAGGAAGCAGUGCAGAAAAGGACGUUCACAAAAUGGAUCAAUUCCCACUUGGCAAAGCGUGUCCCUCCCCUGGUGAUGACGGACCUCUUUGAGGACAUAAAGGAUGGUGUGAUGCUGCUGGCCUUGCUGGAAGUCCUCUCAGGGCAAAAGCUGCCAUGUGAACAGGGCAAGAAGCUAAAAAGGAUCCACUGGGUCGCCAACAUUGGUACAGCUCUUAAAUUCCUUGAGGGUAGAAAGAUUAAGUUGGUGAACAUCAACUCAACAGACAUUGUGGAUGGACGGCCAUCUAUUGUCCUGGGGUUGGUGUGGACCAUCAUUCUCUAUUUCCAGAUUGAGGAGUUAACCAGUAGCCUACCAGCACUCCAUACCAUGUCCAGCAGCACCUCCUCACUGGACAGCUCCACCAGCAGCACUGAAACCACCAGCCCACCUGUCAAAAAGAAGACUCUCCCUCCUCUGCAGGGUGGAGCCAGAAAGGCAUUACUGAGAUGGGUCCAGCAGACCGCCACCAAAAGUCUGGGGCUUGAGGUGAGGGACUUUGGGCCCAGCUGGCGCACUGGUUUAGCAUUCUUUGCAGUUAUCAAUGCCCUGCGGCCAAAUCUUGUUGACAUAGAGCGAGUAUGGAGGAGGCCCAAUCGGGAAAAUCUGCAAGAAGCUUUCUUAUUGGCUGAGACUGAGUUGGGCAUUCCACAGCUUCUUGAGCCAGAGGAUGUCGAUGUAGAAAAGCCAGAUGAGAAGUCUGUUAUGACAUAUGUAGCCCAAUUCCUGAAGCAUCUUCCAGACCGAAAGCAGAGCGGCUCCGAGGGACAGCUACAAGUAGAGCAUGAUCUUGCUCCUCGGGAAAUAGAGGAAAUGUUGGAGAGAGAGCAGCGAAAGAGCCUGAGGGAGCUCAGGAUGUGGCUCGACCAGCUGGAGAGAGACGCAAUACAGGCUCAGGGGACUGAUGGCAGUCUUGCUCAGCAGUACCAGCUUUUCAAGAGUCUGCGCGUCCAGUUGGAAAUGAAGAGAAAGCAGGUGGAGGGAGCUUUACAGUCUACUCAGAGGGACGGGAUGUUGACUGUGGAUCAGGCUUUGGUCAAACAGGCCUGGGAAAGAGUUUCCAAAAGGUUACUAGACUGGCAUCUCCAGCUGGACAGGUCUCUGCCAGCUCCUCUGGACACAGUGGGGGCAUGGCUGCAUGAGGCUGAGGAAGCUCUGCGACAGGAGAUAACCAUCCAGCAGGCACACGACAUCACAGCCAGCACUGUACACAGAGCUCUGGAGCAGCACAAGGAUGUGUUGAAGAGCCUGGAAAGUCACCAGCAGGUCUUUCAGAGAAUCCAUAAAGACAGAAGUGUUGAUGGAGUGCCUGUUCCCUCAGACCAGCUCCAAGACAUGGCUGAGAGGAUGAACUUUAUCUCUACGUCUUCUAGCAUCCACUUGGCUAAAAUGGAAUUUCUGGAGAACAAGCAUCACAUGCAGGCCUUCCUCACUCUGGCUGAGUCUAAGCUAAAGUCCUGGAUCAUCAAAUAUGGCCAACAGGAAUCUGUGGAACUGAUGCUUCACAACUAUAUUUCAUUUGUGGAGAAGCAACAUUUCUUUGAAAAUUAUGAAAUGUUGUUCCAGUCUCUGAAACAAUCUGCAGAGGCCUAUGUGAGUGCUGACAGCUCAGUGGAUGAAGGCGAGAUGGGAGUGCGCAGGUUCAUGCGGGAGGUGGUGACUCAGUGGAGGAGCCUGUCCAUGGAAGUACGCAGUGUGAGGAGCAUGCUGGAGGAAGUGCUGUCCAACUGGGAGAGAUACACCUCCACUGUGGCCUCUUUGCAGGCCUGGCUGGAAGACGCAGAGGAAGCCCUGAGCCAGCCAGAAAAUACAAAACGAGAGUUUUUCAGGAAUCUCAGCCACUGGAUGGAUCAGCAUGCAGCCAUGAACGAUGCAGGGAAUUUUCUUAUUGAAACGUGUGACGAGACAGUGUCGCUUGAUCUCAAGCAGCAGCUACUCAUUUUAAACGGACGAUGGAGAGACCUCUUCCUCAAAGUCAAACAAUAUGCCCAUUCAGAUGAGUUGGAGAAGUGGAGAAAAGAACACUUGAAGGCUGUGUGGGCCCUGAAAGAGCUGCUGGACAUAGCUGAAGCCAAGCUCAAUGCUCCUGUUCAAGUGUCUUUCCUCAAUGUUAGGGCUUUUCUGCAGGAUGUGGAGAAUACCAAGCAAAAGGUUGUCACUAUGGAGACGCAGUACAAGUUGGCUGCCCGCAGCGCUCAGCUCCUUGCCAAGGAUGCGUCACAGGAUGAGGCAAACAGGGUCAUGGCAACUAUGGCAACAGUCAAAGGUCAACUAAGCAAGGUGAGAGAGCGGUGUCCCUCCCUGAUGAGGGAGUGUCAUGUCCUUCUGCCACUGCUGGAGGAGAUGGAGAAACACAUCAGUGCUUUUUACCAGGCACUGGAGCGAGCGAGUCGCAUCACUUCUGCUGGGAGAGACCCAGAGUCACAGGCACAAGCCCAGCAAAAAUACAAGUGGCAGGAUUUGUUAAAUCAGCAGCAAAGCUGUAAACGAUGUUUAUCAGUGAUUGAGAGGAACCACCACACCCUGCAGAGGGCGCUCUCCACCAGUAAGGUGCUCAGAAACUUCGAUACGUCAUUGCUGCAAAAGAGAGUUGCUGAAAUUCAGGGCUCGGCACAGGCUUUGCUGAAGGAGGUUGGGGAAUGGAGAAGGCAGGAAGAGGCCAACAACUGCCUGAGGAGGAGAUUUGAGGAAUCACGACAAGAGCUGGAGAGAGUGUUGAAGAAGGCUCAGGGUUGCUUGAGAGAGACUGGAGAUGCUGAGGAAUUAUUAAAGAAACACUCUGAUUUUUUUGGACAACUGGACCAACGGGUGCUGAGCGUGUUCUUGAAAGCGUGUGAUGAGCUCACGGACAUCCUACCACAGGACGAGCAACAGGGGCUGCAAGAAACUGUCCGCAGGCUUCACAAACUCUGGAAGGACAUUCAGAGCGAGGUACCAUCUCACUUGCUCCGUCUCAAGGUGGAGGUGGAGCAAAGCCGAGUCGCUGUGAUCCUACAAGACUGCAGAGCUGAGCUGGACAGAGAAAUGCAAGCCCUGUCAGGCACCUGCACCAGCGAGCGAGUGAUCAAAGAGCACAGAACUUUCUUCAGGGAACGCAAACCUCUGACUUUGUGUGAAAAGAGGAUUAGAAACAUGGAGGAUAUGUGUUAUAAGUUGCCUGACAACGACCAGGCUUAUCGAAUGCUUGACUGCACUAGAAGGGCUGUAGAAGAAAUUCAUGAGCAGAUAAAGAGCACCCACCUUAAGCUGGAGCAACACCCUGAUAAAUGGAAAGAGUGGAAUGAAAGGUUCUGUGAGCUUUCUGAUUGGCUCUCAUCUCAGAAAAGGCAGGUGAGGCUCUUAAGAGAGACUGCAAUAACUUCCAGUCAUCAGGAGCAACUUGAUGCUGCUGUUCAGGCACUACAGGAAGCAGUGGACACUCGAGAGGAGAGUCUGCUGUGGCUCAAGAGCCGCCUUGCUGUGCUGUCUGAUGUUAGCUCUGAAGUGGAAGUCCAAAGGCAGAGAACAGCUUUGGCUAAACUCUCAACUGACUUGCGGGCAGUCUUCUCUUCACUCUGUCAGCUGGGUGAAGAGGGCUCUGCUAUGUUCCAGUAUGAGGAGCUGAGAGAUGAGGUGCAUGGUGCUCUGGAGGAGGUUCUGAGGGCCCAAAAGGAGGGUGAGGAGCAGAUCAGCAGAAUUUUGAAUGCUGAGGGUCUGGAGGAAGCCAAACAACUUUAUCUUAUUCACCAGCAACACCUAAAGCGCCUGCAUGCUAACAGGAGAGAGGCAGAGCUUCUGGUGUCCCACUGCCGCCAGCUGCAGAAAGGGGAGGUGCUCAGUCAAUCUCUGCAGGAGCUGGAAGGGGCUUUCAUUGAGGCUGACCACAAAUCAGGGGCAAAGGAGCAAAAUCUGCAGGCAACGCUGAGCUCCUGGCAAAAUUUCGAAGCAGAAAGAGAAACAGUUUGGAGAUUUAUCAGCAAUACCAGCAAUGAGUUACACAGAGAACUUAUUUUCAACAGCUUGGAAAGCCUGAAAAUUGAGCUGGAGCAUGACAAGGAGCUCUUCACAGAGGUUGAGGAGUACUCUGUACGAGCAGAUCUUCUAUUAGAGAAGGCAGAAGACAUUCUACUCGGUCCGAAGAAUCAGACUCUCCUCCUGCAGCAGGCACAGUCCACCAGAGAAGCAGUCGCACGACUUCAAGACCAGCUCAGCAAGAAUGUUGUCCAGCUGGAGAUGAUAAUUGUGUGGUGGGAGCGCUUCAGCAGUGAAUCGGGGGCCUUCUCUCUUUGGAUCAAUCAGAAACAGAAGGAGCUGGAGGCUGUCAACAUUUUCUCCUCCUCUGAUCCUUUAGACAAACACAUCAGCACUGUAGAGGCUGUGGGGGACACUUUAGAGGAGAAAAAGGCAUCUCUUGCCCACAUGGAGGCUGACUGUGAGGCCCUGUCCAGGUUUGUGACCCCUGGGGAGGCCGGUCGCAUCCGGGCGCAACUUAUCCAGGCGAGACAAUACUGGGAAGAGCUGAAGGGGACAGUAGAGCGGCUUGGUGUACAGCUCAACCAGAGCGCCUCCUACAGGCAGAGAUGCAAUGAUAAUCUUGAACAGGUUAAGAAAACAGUUAGUGACCUGAAAGAAAAACUGGACUGUCCGAUCACAUACUGCGUAUCAUCAUCAGAGACAUACAAAAUCCUCCAGGAUCACAUGGAGGUCUGCCAGAGUGUUGAGCAGCUGAAGCCCAGGCUUAUGGCCUUGUGUUCUGCCACAAAGAGGCUCGGAGAGGGCAGCCAGCUGGAGGAAGAGGUGGCUAACCUCCAGAAGCAGCAGAGAGAGUUAAUGGAAAAGGCUGCGGAAACACAAUCUACUUUAGAGAGCCUUGUUGCUCUGUGGCAGAGAAUAAAGCUGCUGGAGCUGCAGUUGGAGCAGUUGGAGCAGUUUGAUCAGGCACUGCUGGCCCUUACCCAGUGGAGUGAAAACUUCCUGUCUGUCUUGAGAAACUCCUCCCAGGUUGAUACUGCUGAUCUUGAGGCUGCAAUUAUGAAGCUGAAGGAGCAUGAGACACAGCUACGGGAGAAUGCAUCACUGAGAGAGACGCUCCAUGAAAGAGAGUCCUCCCUACUUUGCUUCUCCACCCCAGAGGCCCAACAGCAGCUCCAAGCAUGGAGAGAGGAUGGCCUGCAACCCCUCAGUGAAUCCCAGCGUCUCCUGCUUCUUCGUAAAGAGUGCCUGACUGAGUUAAACACUUUCCUUGAGAAGCAUAAAAUGGCCGCAAAGGCUGUGCGUCGCCUUAACGAGGCCGUGGAGGGCAGGGGGAGCUGGGACCGCUCCAAAGCUGAAGAGCUGCAUCGUGAAAUAGGAGAGGUGGCUAAAGAAGUGGCGCGUCUUGAGGCUGAAGCUGUAGGGUUAGAUGGGCAGCUGAGCAAAGCACAUCUGCAUCUGUGUGGAGCAGAGUGGAGGGGCUCUAAAGAUGUGAGCCAUCCUCAGGGAAGAACAUCUUGCAGAGGACAGGCAGUUGCCCUGACAAUGGCUCUGGAGGAGGUACAGAGGGGUGUGGGGUGGAGACAAAGUGAAGCAGAUGCUUUAGGAGCCUUGUGGAGCUCCUUCAGAGAAAGGAGAGAAGAGGUGAUGAAGAAUUUGAAGAAACUGGAAGAUGAUGCAAGACAGGAGGGGGCCAGAGAGAGCUCUGUACAGGCCUUUCACAGCAGACUGCGUUUCUUUGUCCAACUGGAGGAUGAGCUCCUGUCCCUGCAGCACUCCCAAAGGUGGUUAGAAGAGAAGGGAAACCAGCUGGCCCAGAGAGACAGUGAGCUGGCAGGAGAAGCACUCAGGGAGGUAGCUCUGGUGAAGACAGCCUGGGAUAACGUCAGGACUCUGAUCAUCAAUGGUCAGGAACACAGUGGAGUUGUGUUAGAUCUUCUUCGCCAGUUCCACCUCCUGAAGUCGAUCCUCACCACGCUCGUGGAUAAUGCUCAGACUGUAGCUCACAAUCUGCCUGACCACAACCACAGUGCUCAGGAGGCCAAAAGGACUUUCACACAACACAAGACCAUCCAAGAUGAGCUGAGAGAAAAACAGGAAGACAUGGACCAGCUCAUCAGGACGGUUGAGGAUCUGCAGAGAGAGAUGGAGAAGGUUCCCAACUGUGAAAUGUGCUCCAUCCAGAGAGACAUGGAGACACUCAGAGACCAGUGGCUAGUGAUCUCAGAGAAAAUACAAACCAACACAGAAAGAUUAAGCUACUGUGUGACACUUUGGGAUAACCUCAAGGCCAUGGAGCAGGACAUCAACCAAUGGACCGCCACUUCCAUCGCCGAUCUAACCGACGCCGUCGCCAGUCUCAGUGACAAGGAGAAGACUGAGGCCCACCUUGUGACCUUUCAGGCAGAGGUUGAAAAGAGGGAGCAGAUGCUGGAUGUUUUGCAGGGGAGAGUGACAGAUUUGAAGGAUCGAGCACGACUGCAGGAAAUCCCAUUACAAAUGCAGGUCCUGGAGUCCGAUCUGAGGAAGAAAAUGGCCCAUGCACAGGAGGUGUACAAUCAGGCCAAGCACACUCUGACCUACUUCAGCUUCCAGAAACAGCGACUCGAGGACCUCAUGUCCCAGAUGGCCGAGCGGCUGGAGGCAGUCGAGGGUUCCUUAUCGGACCUCACUGAAACUACUUCCCCUGAAGACAUUGGGACAGUUAAGGACCUACAGAGUGUCGUGCAGCAGCAGAGGGCAGACAUGGAUUCGGCUAGAGAUGCCCUGACUGCUCUGUGCAGAUCACAUCCCUCUGAGGAGCUGUCACGCCUCUCCUCUGAUCUCACCUCCAUUGCCAAGCGAACCGAGACUGUUUCCCAACGCUGCGCCAAGGCCAGAGGAAACCUGCAGGAUGGGCUGCAGCUCCAUUUCAACAAGCUUGUCCAAGACUUCAAAUCCUGGCUUACAAAUCUGAAGUUGGAGCUGAAAGAAUGCUCUAACCAGUCAGGAGAUGUUAUCCUCCUUGCAGCCAAGUUACAAAGGUUAAAGGUAUCUCUUCAGCAGACAUCGGAGGGUGAGAAGCGCCUCUCUCAGGUUUGUAAAGAGGCUGCAAAGCUCCAGCUCCACCUACCUAAAGCUGGAGCAGCACAGGUUCAGGAGAGCCUCUCUGCCUGCCAGAGAGAGUGGAGGAGCUUCCUGGAUGGCUGUUCUCAGAGCCUGCUGGACUUGGAGGAGAGCAUUGGUCUUCUGAAAAAUUUUGAUGACUGCGUCCAGGGUAUAAGAGACUGGCUGAAGCAGAUGGAUCUCAGCCUUAAGACUGAGCCUGUUCUUGGGGGAGAAAGCCAAGAAGGACCCCCAGACACCAUGGAAGAGCUGGAAAGGAUGGAACAGCUCCAUAAAGAACUGAUAGAAAGAAGGGAGUCUAUUGAGCGACUUUGCCAGGAGGCCCAGGCUCUAUCUGAGGCAGGCCGGGGGUCAGGAGUGGAGGUCAGAGUAACAGGCCAGCUCCAGAUGGAGUACCAGGUUCUACUGAAGGCAGCCAGGGAGAGGCUCCGAGGCUGCCAGGAGAGCCAGGCCUUUGGAGACACUCUCCAGGGAGUUUGGGGCUGGCGGGAGGAGAUCCAGGAACGACUGGGUACAGUAGACAGCACGAUGGGGACCAAAGAACAGUUAGAGCAGAGACUGGAGACAGUGCAGGACAUCCUGCUUUUGAAGGGAGAGGGGGAGGUCAAGCUGAAUAUGGCAAUGGGAAAAGGUGAGCUCGCCCUGCGCAGCUAUGGCGCCACCGGGCAGGAAGUGGUCCGCUCUCAGUUGCAGGAAUUGGAGGAUGCAUGGGCUACACUACUUGUGACUGCCAUGAGUUGCCACAGUCGAUUAGAGUGGACUGUGUCCCAGUGGGGAGGAUACCUUGAGAGUGCUGCCCAGCUGCGGUGCUGGAUGGAGGUUGUGGAGCGGGAGGUGUGUGCCCCUCUUACUCCUCAGCCGGGACCCAGAGAAAAAGCCUCCCAGCUGGAGAGACUUCGUGCUCUGCUGGCUGACCUUGAAGACCACCAGAUGGCACUGUCCACUCUGGAGGAAAAAGCCAGAGAACUCUUCAAAAAGACUGGUGACGCCAGCUUUAACCAUGGUGCUCGCACCCAGCUGCAGGUGCAGUUUGACAACCUCACGGCUUUGGUGGAGGAGAGAGUACGUCUGGCACAGGCGGUGGUGUUGGAGCACCAGGAGUACCUGGAGGCAGUUAGAGAGCUCACUGAUUGGCUGAUGACUGCAGGGGAGGAGCUACAGCACUGGUCUGAUACAUCAGGAGACUCCGCCUCCAUCAAAAAGAAACUGACAGAAGUGAGGGAGCGUGUGGAGUGUCGACUCCUGGAGGGCCGAGACCGCCUCAGCCGGGUACGUCGCAGCGCGGCGUCCACAGCGGAGCACACGGCGGCGGGAGGCUGCGAGGCCAUGGAUCGACAGCUGGGGGCGCUGUCCCACGCUCUGGAGCAAUGGGAGGGGGCCGCUCUGAGGGCCCGGGAUAGCCUAGAGGGGGCCCUGUCCGCUGCUGCGGCCUCGGAAGAGGAAUACGAUCGUCUCACCGCCCAACUGGAGGAAGAGUUAAAAAUGUUUGAUGGACGUCUGAGGGGGUGGAGCCAGGAGCUUAUCAAAGCUGAAGGGCAGAGUAACGGCGAGGAAGCAGUGGAGGGAUGGCAGCUGGCUAAGGAUAUACUGGAGGGCUUGCAGAGCGCCGAGCCAAUGGCGGAUAAGUUGAAAGGCCAACUGAAUGACCUGGUGCGGUACUCCAGAGACCUCGGUUCACAGUCAGACCGGGUCACUGCGCUAAUCAAACAACACAACAGUCUCAGUCUUCGUGCAUCCAGGGAAUGUCAAAAUAAGGAGCGCUUGUUGGAGCAGAGGUUUCGUGCAGCCCUUAGAGACUUCCAGCAGUGGCUGGUCAAUGCCAAAAUCAGCACUGCCAAAUGCUUUGAUGUGCCACAAACUGUCACAGAGGCCUCCUCCGCUUUGCAGAGGAUUCAGGAGUUCCUGAGUGACAGAGAGAAUGGCCAGGCCAGGCUUAGUACAGUAGGAGCCAGUGGAGAGCUGCUGAUGGCUGUAGUGUCCAAGGACAGGGUGGAGGGAAUCAAGGCCAAGGUGGCAAAUGCGAGAGAAGACUGGAAGAGCCUGAUGAAUAACCUGCAAAUGAGAGAAGAUGCACUCAAGAACCUGCAGUCCCAGAUGACAGUUGAGGCCAGUGCCGAACCCCUACAGGACUGGCUGAACAGCACAGAGGUCAGAGUUCAGGAGAGCAGUGCUCGCCUGCAUGACCUUCCAGCCAAGAAACAGGAGCUCAGCAAACUACAGUGUGUGCUGGAAGAGAUGGCCUGUCGGGAGGUAGAGCUGGGCGGGCUCAGGGAAAGAGCUCAUCGACUCUGGGAGGGACAAGCAGCUGGAAAGGGCUUCGUCCACAGGGUGUCUCAGCUGUCAGCACAGUUCCUAGCACUCAGCAACUUAACCAAGGACAAGGUCAGGAUUGAGCGCAUUGUAGGAGAACACCGCCUUUUCUCUGAAGGACUUAAAGAGCUCCAGGACUGGGUGUGUGAGGCUCAGAGGGUCCUCAACACCUGCAUCUCCACCACUACUGACAAGGGCGUGUUGGAGGACCGGAUGUUACAACUUGAAGCCUUACUGGCUGCCCGUCAGGAGAGGGAGAUCCAACUUAAAAUGCUCCUAACGCGUGGAGAAGCAGUCCAGAGGAACACUUCAGCUGAGGGGGUCCCAGUGAUUCGUAAACAGAUCCAAGACCUCAAAGACUCAUGGGACUCAUUGCUGUCUGCCUCAAUCCAGUGUAAAAGUCAGCUGGAAGGCGCUCUGUCACAGUGGACCAGCUAUCAGGAGGACGUGGGUCAGUUUGUGCAGUGGAUGGAUCGGGUUGAAGAGACGCUUAGCUGCUCAGACAGACAGUACUCUGAGAUGAGAGACAAGACUGCUAACCUGGGAAAGACCAAGCUUCUCUAUGAGGAAGUACUGAGCCACAGCAGUCCUCUGGAGACCAUCGCCACAAAGGGUUCCAAUAUGGCUGAACACUACACAACACAGCAGGAGGUGCAGCAGCUGCAGUGUAGAUACAACGCCCUCAAAGAAAGGCUAAGCAAAAAUGCAGUCAGCAAGGCCAAGGAGCUGGUGCUGGUCCAUCAGGAAUAUCAGAGGGGGUUACAUGUGUUUGAGGACUGGCUGGAGAAGGAGCAGGCCUCUCUGGCCUCAUUGUCCCAUCCAGAGGGAAACGUAGAUACACUUGAGAAUACUCUGCAGCAGCUACAGAACCUGCAGGAACACUGUUCAAAUGGCCAGGCUUUGCUCUCCGCUGUGCUUACCAGCAGAGAAAGAGUAAUCCCCUGGGGUAUACCUCAGAUUGAGGACCGAGCGCUGGACACCGCUCAGCGAGAGUGGGCGGCCUAUCAGAACCGCCUAGAGGAUACUCAAGCCCAGCUGCGCUCCACGCUGACUCGACUGAGGCAGAUGGGGCAUAAGUUUCUGAGCCUGGCUCAGUGGCUGGAGGAGAUGGAGAGGGUGGCUAAUAUCAGAAGUAAUCGGAGGUCAGAUGCAACCACCAAACAGAUCCAGCUGAAGAAACUCAAGGGGUGUCUGGAAGCAGUGCUCACUCGGCAGGGAGAAGUUGAUGGCCUCUCAUCUCUGGCCCAGGAGGUUCUGGAGGAAACGUACAUCAGUAGUCGUGUCAGUGUUACAGCCACCCAGCUCACUGCCCGCUACCACUCCCUGCUGCUCACCAUACAGGACACCAUCAAACAGCUACAGGAGGAGCUGAGGAGCAUUGAAGAGGCCGAAAACCUUUGCAAGUCCUUCACCGAGUGGCUCAGCUCCACUCAGAAAAACUUCACAGCGUUAACUGACACUUCUGAACCUCUGGACCAGGCGGCCAUGGAGAAGAAGAUGAAAAAACUAGAGAGUCUCCAGUCUGAGCUCCAGCAUGGUCACGGCUUCCUGAAAUCCCUCAGGGAGCAAGCAGAACAGGCAGCAGGCUUCCUGAAUGAGGCUGCAGCUGAAAGUUUAGGAGGAGAAGUAGAGGCACGUCUUUCCCAGCUGGAGGAGUUAGCCGGUGGCCUCAGGCAGGAGCGCAGCUUCCUGGAUCGGGCAUUACUGCUAGCUAAGGAGUUCCAGGACCGGUAUAAGGCUCAGGCCCAGUGGCUGGUGGAGACCAAGGCUUUGCUCCGUACACCAGUGGAGCCCAAGGCUGAACUGUAUCAACGCAGAGCACAGCUGACUAAGUAUAAGGCUCUGUUACAGAUGGUUCAGUCCCAUGAUGGAGCCAUCAAGUCAGUGCUGGAAAAGGGUGAUGCCCUGCUUUCUUCUGUCCACUAUCCCUCCAUUAGAGAUAAAAUGAGCAGACUACAAAAGGACUACACUGGACUCUGUGAUGUUGCCUUGGCUCAUGUGGAGAAUUUGGAAGGCCAGGUGAAGGAACAGGAAGCUUACCACAACGAACUCCAGGAAGUGGAGCGCUGGUUGCUGCAGAUGUCCAGCAGGAUGGUGACCCCUGAUCCCAGUGUUAGUGGCAGCCUGGAGGCAGCCACACAACAACUGGCCAGGCACAAGGCCAUCAUGGAGGAAAUUGCAGGCUUUGAGGAUCGCUUGGCAGCCCUGAAAGAGCGAGGAGACCACCUGGUGGAAGGCUGCAGUGACCGUGUGCAGAGCAGGCUGAGACAGCAGGUCCAGGCACACCAGCAAGGCACCAGAGACAGCUACUCUGCCAUCUGUAGCACAGCGCAGCGAGUGUAUCAGAGUCUGGAUCAUGAGUUACAGAGACAUGUGAGUCUGCAGGACACACUGCAGCAGUGCCAGACCUGGUUGAACUCUGUAUCGGAAGAGCCAGAGCCUCCAAGGCAUUCUUCUCUCAGCCUCGAGGAGGCUUUACAGCAGGUGAAGCAGGAACGGGCUCUCCAGGAACAGGCCAGCACUUACCUCCAGCUUGUGUGCUCCGCGUGUGAUCUGUCUGAGCCGAGGGUGAGGGAGACCGCGGCAGCUAUCCAACAGGUCAAACUGCAGAUCGAGGAGCGUAUGCUGCUUUUUGAAGAGGUAGCAGACAGCUGGAGAGACAUCGAGGAGCAGAAGGCAGAUCUGGAGACCCAGCUAAUAGAGACAGAGCAGCAGCUUCAAAAUCUCACCAGGAGACCUGCAGAGCUGGAGCCUAAGAUUGCACAAAACCAGCUGGACAAGGCCCAGGAGUUCCUGCAGCAGAUUAGGGAAAAACAAUCUGAGGUAACGCAUUUGAAUGAAGCCAUCAGCAGGUUGAUGGACGGACAGGUCUCUUCUGCCCUGGAAGAGAUAAGGAGACUGAAGAAAAACUGGAUGGACCUGGGCCAGCGGGCUGAAGAGCUGGAAGCCCUGCGGGGGGAGGACAUGCAGCGAAGUGGAGAGUACCAGGAGAGUGUUGUUGCUGUAGAGGAACUUUUCCAUCAAGUAUCCAGGGAAUGGGACUACCUCGCUAGGGCUGACACAGAGAGUACAAGUGAGCACCUAGAGGCACUAAGGAAGCUUGCCAGUGACCUAGAGGACCAGAGAGAAACUCUAGAAGACUUGAGGGACCAGAGACAAGCUAUCCUGCCUCGACUUAGCCUGCUGGACAAGGAGCUGGUCAAACAACAGGUGGGUCACCUGGAGCAGCGCUGGGCACAGCUGGAAGCUCUGAUUCAGCAGAAGAUCCAGGACUCUGCACAGACACUAGAGGAUCUUGCCCGAGUGGAAAAUCAGCUGAGAGAUGCCAGAGAAUGGGUGGAGGAGCAGCGGCCUGCCCUCACCACUGCGCUGAAAACCAGCCCACCCCCUGAUCUGGCCCAGAGUUUUCUGUUUGACCACCUGAGCGUAUGUGUAGAACUGGAGGCCCGUCAGCAGCUGCUCGGUCAGGCGGUGAGGGAAGCCCAAGCUGUGGCUUCCAGGUUGGGACUGAGUGAGAAGAGAUGCCUGCAGGAGCUCGUUGAACAAGCCCAGACUGAAGUGGAGGCUCUGGGGGCUCGGGUUGCCCAAAGAAGGAAGUAUCUUAGUAAGGCCUUCACAGAGAGGACACAGUUCCUUCAAGGCCUGGGGAGAGCAUUGUCUUGGAUACAGCAACAGGAGAGGAAGGCCUUGAUUGAUGACCACAUAGCACUUCUACCUGAGGACCUGGCCAAGCAGGUUGCUGCAUGUCGAGGUGUCCAGAGAAGCUUACGAGCUUAUCAGAGGGAGCUGGCAUCUCUCUGGGUACAAGGCCGGGAUCUGGAAAGAGAUGCCACUGACAAAGAGAGAACAGAAACCCUGGCAAGACUGGAGGAGCUACAGUCAGCGUUUGAAACUGCCCUCCAGAGGACUACCCAGCGUCUUGCGGGCUUAGAAAAGGCCUUGACCUCCAGGAAGUACUUCCAGGUUGACCUCGACAAGACUUGUGAAUGGCUGAGACAAGCAGAUGACAUAACCUUCCCUGAAAUCAGUUUAAGCAGUGUUGAUGAUAGCUCUGACUUGCAAUCACAGCUUUCCAAUUAUCAAAAUGUCCUAGAACAAGCUUCGGAGUAUGAGAACCUCCUUCUUAUUGUCCAAAGAAUAGGCCAGGAGAUCCUCCCGACUCUGAAUGAGAUCGAUCAUUGCUACCUGGAUGAGAGGCUCAAUGCCCUGCCUCAGCAGUACAAUGCCAUCCUUGCUCUAGCCAAAGAGAAAAAAGACAGAGUCCAACAGAUAAUGCUAGAAAGAAAAGAGUUCAGCACUUUCUUUGAUAUUACUCGUAAUGCACUGGAGGAGCUUCAGGAGCAGUUUGACAAUCUGGAGAAGCAGACUAUCAGUAUUGGAGGGGAGGAAGUUGUUAGCUUAAUCAAUGAACACAGAAAUAUAAAUGAAAGUUUAAUCCAUAUUAACCCUGCUGUCAGAGAACUGCAUGGGAAAAAUCAGGGGUUUCUCAGCAGGGGUCAGCACUACAGAGCUGAAGAGACACAGCAGCUUGUAAGUCUCCACAACACACUGAAGAGGAGGAAUGAUCAGAAGAUUAAACACUUAAAUGAUUGCUUAAAAAUACUAUCUGAACACAAAGGAGUCUUUUCCAAGUUAGACUUGGAGUUAAAGUCUGCUAAAGAGAAACUGAUCAGAUUAAAAUCAGACAAAGAAGUAAGUGCCACAGAUAAAAUCUCAAGUCUUUAUUCAGUGCUGGAAAGUCUGGAUAGGGUGACCUCUCAGGCUGAAGAAUGCAACCAACAGAUUAAAAACCUUUGUCUUAAGAUCGAUGCUGCUGCCUUUCAGGAAACUAAACUGCAGCUCAAGUCGCUGCAGUCUUUACGAUGUGACGCUAAACGUUUCAUUGAAGAAAGUGAAACGAGAGUUGCAAAGAAUGAAGACUUCACAAGAGAGGCUGAGAAAGUGUUGGACUGGUUGAGGACUGUCAAGGAGACAGUGAAGGAUCCUUUGAGCUUUUCAGAGGUCAAAGCUGAGAAGAUACGCGAGGCAGUGCGGAAACUGAAAAUCACAGAGGAAGAAGUGAAAAGUAGAUUGAGGGUUGUUGAUGUCUUGGGCGCCAGAGAAAAGCAAAAGUAUGAAAGCAAGAAAGAAACUGUUCCCUCACACAUAGAAGAGAAGCUGCAGGAGCUGGGAACACUGGGAACUGAAGUUCAACAAGAAAUAUGCGCUAAACAGCUGGCUGCGGAUCAAGCUCUUUCCCUGGUCCAGAGGCACCACUUAUCUCUGCAGUCCAUGCAGAAAUGGCUGGACUCCGCUGCGGCUUUGCUCCAGAGGGCCACCUCAGGGGUGGAGCUUGAAAACCAAGCAGACUGUGCACAAGACCUGGAAGAAAUUUCAGCUCAGGAAAAAACCUUCACAGCUGGUUUAGAGGAGUUCAGGGCUUUGGAGCCCUUACUGGUGGAUUUUGUGGAGGCAGGAGUGAUGAGUGAGCUUAGAGAAAAAGUUGAAGCAAUUCAGCUAAGAAGCACCGAAGUCAAACAGCAAGUGGAUGCUUACAGAGAAGUGCUGCAGAGAUGUGCAGCUUUAUGGAGCUCCUUCCAAUAUGAGAAGGAAACAGUGGUUGAACAAAUGAAGGGUUCAGAGAACAAGAUUGCCACGUUCACUACAGCUAAAGCUGUUAGCGCCCACCAAGCAGAAGACAAGUGUCGAAGAUACAAGUCGCUGGUGGCGCAUGUUGACCUGCUGGAAAUGCCUCUAAAUGCUUUGAAAUCGAGAGCGGCAGAGCUGGAGGAAAUUGUCUCUGAAUCCAGCAAAGCUAUCACCAGUCACGGUGUAUCGUCACUAUGGCAACGAUGGACCAGGCUGCGCAGUGUGGCCCGAGCCCAGGAGAGGGCACUGGAGGACACCGCAAGAGAGUGGAGAAACUUCAAUGAGAAAAUGGACAAGGUACGAUCCGUGUCCAAAGACCUCCACAGUCGUGUCCCAGACUGCACGGUCGAGAAAGCAGCCACCAGGGCGGCGCUUCAGAGUCUCCUGGAGUACCAUGACUCUUUCAGUCUAGAGGUGGAGCGGGAGCAGUCCAUACUGGCUCUGCUGGGGCAACAAACUCGCAGUCUCAGAGGCGAGGAUGACAAGGAGGACGUGAUGGAGAAAAACACUGAGAAUGGGCACAAGGAGACGCCGUGCUCACAGGAGAUUGAGAGCAUUCAGGAGCAGUAUGACAGCCUUGUGUUGCAGGUGCGAGCCAGCAGGGGUCAGGUUCAUCAGGAGCUGAGGGAGAGAGAGGAGGUUGAGAAAGAGCUAGGACUAGUCAAAGGCUGGAUCCAAGACACUCGUGGCUUAUUGCUGAGUCCCACUGCAGACCUGGAUUCACUGCUGCAAGAGCUGGAGACGGCACACGGUGAGGUCAUCAGCAGACGUCAGAGUGUGGAGCGGAUGACAGAGCUGCAGCAGUCCAAGUACCAGGACCUCCAAGCUGGUCUGCCCUCUGAGCUCAGCAUGCAGCUAGCUGAGGUGGCACUGGCUCUCGGCUCUGCUGAGGAUCAGGUGCAGGCAAGGGAAAGGGAGGUGCAGCAGACCAGAGAUGUGAAAGAGGACUUCAGCUCCAGACUGCAGGACAUUGAGGCAAAGCUGAAGACCAUUGCUCUAAAAUUGGAAGACAAGGGUGCCGACCUGGAGGAGGCCAAAGAAGACACCAAAGCUCUUUGUGAGGAGUGUGAAUCCUGCGGUUGCUCUCUGGCAGAAUUGGGAGUGGCCGUGCAGGAGUUCGGGGAGCAGAACCCUUUGCUGUGCAAGCAGCUGGGUGAUGCUGUGGCCAAACUGACAGAGGUCCAGCACCACACCUCGCAGCAGGUCCAGGACAGAGCCAACAGACUGAAGAAGGCAGAAAGACAGGUGGAGGAAUAUCAGGGUAUGAAGGCAUUCAUUCUGGGCUGGACGAAAAAAGCUGAGGCUCUGGUCACUGGUAAUAUCAUUUGGAGCUCUGCCUCCCAGCUGCAGGAGCAAAUUCGAGCACACCAGGCCUUACUGCGUGAAUGCCGAGGUCUCCAUGGUGACUUGGAAGCCAUGGGGGAGAGGGAGGUGCAGCUGGCGGAUGUAUUGCAGACAGAGGGGUGGAGCCAGCGGGUGAAACACCUCAGCAGAUGCACAGAAGAGCUGCAGCAAACUGCCAAGACUCGUCUCCAGAGUCUGCAGGAUGCAGCUAAGGACAUGUUGCGUCUUGAGGCUGAGGUUAAGAGCCUCCAUGCUGCUGUAGACCAGAUACAGGUCACACUUGCUUCUCCUGAACUUAACAAGCUCAGUCUCAGAGAACAGCUCACACAGAGACAGCGUCUGCUGGUGGAAAUGGAGGGCUUUAAGCAGCAGGUCGCUGCUGUACAGCAGUGUCAGAGCGCCCUCCGGCUGCCAGAAGAGGUAGUGGCCAGUCUGCCCAUCUGCCGCACAGCUCAGACUCUGCAGCAGGAAGCCAGCCAACUGCAACAUACCACGAUCCAGCAGUGCAACAUCCUGCAGGAGGCUGUGGUGCAGUAUGAGCAGUAUGAACAGGAAGUGAAGAACCUCCAGAGAUUAAUCGAAGAAGCUCACCGAAUCAUUCAGGACCGGCCCGUUUCCACUAAUAAUAUACAAGAACUUCAGGCUCAGAUACACCACCACGAGGAGCUAGCCCAGAAGAUCCGUGGCUACCAGGAGCAGAUCGCCUCGCUCCACUCCAAGUGCAAGAUGCUGACGGUGAAGGCCAAACACGCCACCAUGCUGCUGACAGUCAGCGAGGUGGAGGGCUUUUCAGACGGCAUGGACGAACUGAGUGAUGAGGAGCUACCCAGUGCUGUGACCGACACCACCCCAGCUGCCACUAAGCAGCUUCCAGCACACCCCUCUGUGGUCAUGGGUCGAGGUACAUUAAGCCGAGCACCCCUGCAGGAACUGUACGACCCAUCUAUGGAAACCAGUGCUGCUAACUUGGAUGACCUGCAGAGAUCCUGGGAAACACUAAAGAAUGUGAUCAGCGAGAAACAGAAGAGCCUGUAUGAGGCUCUGGAGCGGCAGCAGCACUAUCAGGAGUCCCUCCAGUCUAUUUCUACCAAGAUGGAGUCCAUAGAGGGGGCGCUGAAUGAGGGCUUAGAGCCCAACAAGACUCCAGAGAGCCAGAUGGCUGCACACCAGGCUCUGAUGGAUGAGAUCCUGAUGCUGCAGGAUGAGAUCGGUGAGCUACAGAUGUGUUUCUCUGAGGAGCUGGCAGAGAGCGACACUGAUGGAGAUGCUGGGGAGCAACUGGCCCUGCAGUCUACACUUACUGUACUGGGAGAAAGGAUGGCCACCAUUCGAAUGAAGGCUUCAGGGAAACGACAGCUGCUGGAGGAGAAACUCAGUGAACAACUGGAGGAGCAGCGACAGGAGCAGGCACUGCAGCGCUACCACAGCGAGGCCGAGGAGCUUGACAACUGGCUGCUCAGCACUCGUGCCACUCUCAGCUCUGCCCUUCAGCCCCAAAAUGAAGACAUGGACAUGGAGGAGCAGCUCAUCGACUGUCAGAAUAUGCUGUAUGAGAUCGAGCAGAAGGUGUCAUACCUAUCAGAGCUAUCCGUCCAUAGUGAGAGCUUGUUGUUGGAGGGCCGGGCUGAAACCAAAGGAGAGGCGGAGCAACUCACCCUAAAACUACGCUCCCUCAAAGACAGCCUGCUGGAGCUGCAGCAGAUGCUGCAGGACAAACAGGUUGACAUACAGGGUUCACUGCAGGAGCAGGAGGACAGUGAGCCAGAUUCAUCUCUGUCUCAGAGUCCUAAUGUCCAAGAUUGGCUGUCUCAGGCCCGCUCAACUCGCACACAGCAGCACCACGACAACCUGCGUCAACAGAAGGAGUUCCAAGAGCACGUGGCUAAGCAGAGGAGGCUGCUCCAGUCUGUAGCCAGUGUCGGGGAAGAGCUACUCUGCCAACAAACCACACCCAAUGGCGACAGCGAGCUGUCCGUCCCUGGUGGAGUGUUGUUGGAGAACGAGACCUUUUCUCCUCUGGAGCAGCUGAGACAGAGAUGGGAAAACCUAAAUAAAGAUCAGAGCACGAAGCUGCAGCUCUCCCUGAACUCCCUGGAGCAAGACCAGCUUAGCCCGGUCCUCCACCGCUCCCGUCUGUCCAGUCCCAGCGUGGUGUUCAGAGGUGAAGUUGCCAGCCAGGAUGCAUGCUCUCCUAGAGCUUUGUUUGAGGCCUGCAGCCAAACUCUAGAAAGAAUCACAGAGGAGGCGGCGGGCAGAGACGGUAAAUUUGCAGCGUCUUUUGGAGGGGCAACAAUCCAGCAAGACCUGUAUGCUGCAGUAUCAGCAGCCUCCUCCUGGUUGGAUGCUGCUGAGAAUCAGCUGCUUGCUGGCCCUGUGCUGCUCUCUGAGGACACAGAGACACAGCUCACACAUUUAGAGGGUCUAAAUAAACAGCUGAAGGAGAUAGCCAGGGAGGUGAACCAUUGUAGAGAUCUGCUGGGUGGAGGAGUGGACCGGCUAUGUGGAGGAGAAGAACGAGCACUGAUGGAAGACACACUAGAGGGCCUGCAGGAGAGGAUGGGCCUGCUGGACUCUGCGCUGGAACAGCACUGUGACACAAUGAGGGACAGGGUGCAGGAGCAUUCCGCUUUCCAGAACGAACUGAGGUUGCUGUUCACUGCCCUGACUGAAAGUAAACACCAGCUGCUGCAUAAGAUGGCCGGAACUGCAGACAGACCUGCAUCCAAACAGAUAGAGACAUUGUCAGAAGUGGAGGACAGUCUGAGGGAAUUUGAGCAGAAAGUUACUGAGCUGAAGACCAGAGCAGAGGGACUCAAGUCAGACUCACCAUCUAAUCAGGAGCUACUCAAAUUACAAGAUGCAUAUGAGGAGUUGGUGCUCAUGGUGGGCUCCAGACGGAGUAGCCUGAACCACGGUUUGUCUCUGAAAGCUCAGUAUGAAGCUGCUCUGCAUGACCUUAAUGACCUGGUGGACACUGCUCAGGACAAGAUGGCUGCUGACCAAAAGAUGACAGUGGCUUCUGUCAUAGAGGUUCAGAUGUUACUAGACAAACACAAAGAGUUUUUCCAGGGUCUGGAAUGCCAUAUGAUCCUCACCCAGACAUUUUUCAGUAAAGUGUCUGGUUUGGUGUCUCAGAGGGAAUGCCAAGCCCUGGAAGAAACCAUGGCUUUAGCCCACAGUGUGCUCAAGCAGGCCCACAGGAGGGGGGUGGAGCUGGAGGGCAUUCUGGAGUCAUGGAGCAGGCUCGUGGAGGACUAUCAGGCUCUGUGUAGACAGCUGGAGGCGGUGGAGUGUAGCAUCCCUACUGUGGGUCUGGUAGAGGAGACAGAAGAGAGACUAACUGAAAGGAUCAGCCUCUAUCAGCGUCUGAAGACCAGCCUGACGGAGCACCAGCCCCAGCUGUAUCAGGUACUAGAGGAAGGCAAGAAGCUUUUUCUGUCUGUCGGUUGCUCAGACUUGGAGAACCAGCUGACACAGCUGGGAGAGCACUGGCUCUCCUCCACCACUAAGGUCAACAAGGAACUCCACCGCCUUGACUCGACACUCAAACACUGGACCAGGUAUCAGAGUGAGUCAGCAGAGUUGAGCCACUGGCUGCAGUCAGCUCUGGACAGACUGGAGUUCUGGACGACCCAGUCGGUGACCGUACCUCAGGAGCUGGAGACUGUCAGAGACCACCUCUGUGCCUUCUUGGAGUUUUCCAAAGAGGUGGAUGCUAAAUCAUCUUUGCGCUCAUCUGUGCUAAGCACAGGUAACCAGCUUCUGAGACUGAAAAGAGUAGACACUGCUGGCCUAAGGACAGCGCUGGGCCAAGUCAACAGUCAGUGGGCCGAGCUGCUCACUCGUAUCCCUGUAGUACAAGAGAAGCUUCACCAGCUGCAGAUGGAGAAGCUAGCAUCACGACAUGCCAUUACAGAGCUGAUGAGCUGGAUCUCGCUCAUGGAGAACAUCAUAGAGGAGGAUCAGGACAAGAUCAUGGCAGCUGUGGGCUCAGCGGUGGUUCAGGACUACUUGCAAAAGUAUAAGGGUUUCCGUAUAGAUCUGACAUGUAAGCAGUUGACGGUGGACUUUGUAAACCAGUCAGUGCUUCAGAUCAGCAGUCAGGAUGUGGAGGGAAAGCGGAGUGACAAAACAGACUUUGCUGAGAAGCUAGGAGCUAUGAACAGAAGAUGGCAGAUACUACAGGGGCUCAUCGGUGAAAAGAUUCAGCUUUUGGAAGGACUUGUGGAAGGUUGGCUAGAGCAUGAAAAUGGAGUCCAGGCCCUGAAAACCUGGCUUACAGUACAGGAGGAGAAAUUGAAGAAGAGACAGAGGAUAGAGGAUGUAGCAUCAGUGCAGAGUGCACUUAAAGACUGUCAGGAGUUGGAAGAAUUAGUGAAGGAAAAAGAGAAGGAUCUAGAGAAAGCAGAGGAACGAGGAAAUGCUCUCAUCCAGGAUAAGAAAGGCGCAGCCUGCUCUGUUGUAAAGGAAACCCUUAAAGGACUGAACCAGUCCUGGGCUCAUUUGGACCACAUGAUAAGUCAGAUGAAAGUGAACCUGCGGUCGGUGCUAGAGCAGUGGACGUUGUACCGGCGAGCUUCAGAGGAGAUUAAUGGCUACCUGAUGGAGGGGCGGUAUUCUGUGUCCAGGCUGCAACUCCUUAAUGGGUCUCUAGAGGCAGUUCAGCAGCAGGUGGAGAGUCUCGAGAGCCUUCAGGAGGAAAUGGAUAAACAGGAAAGUAGUUUGAGGAAAUUUGGCUCCAUAACUCACCAGCUGCUAACGGAGUGUCACCCGUCGGUGGCGGAAACACUCAACAAAGCUCUCCGGGACGUUAACGUCAGGUGGAAUCAUCUGCUAGAGCAGAUCUCAGAGAAGCUAAGGAGCAGUAAGGCCUUGCUCGGACUGUGGCAGCACUACAGGUCACUGUACAGCCAGUGUGUGACUGCAGUCCAGAAACAGGAAGAACGUGCUGAUCGGCUUCUGAGGAGCGCCACUGACAGGGAGAUAACAGAGGAGGAAAGCAGUGCCUGGAUCAAGGACUGCAAUGAGUGCCUUUGUGACCAAGACUCAGUGCAACAGUCUCUCCAUCAGCUGCAAACAUUGGGUGAACAGCUGAGGAGCCAAGUCGAUUCCUCCUCUGCUGCAUCCCUCCAGUCUGACCACUUGUCGCUCACACAUCGCCUAGUAGCGCUAGAGCACGCCCUGCACAGGCAACAAGAUGUACUGCAGUCUGGAUCUGUGACAUGCGGGGUUUUCAGAAAGCAGCUAGAUAAACUGAUCUGUAUGGCUGAGGAGGCUGAGGAAGUGCUGAAGGAGUCGGACCCAGUUGGUUCACCCGACCUUAAUGUGGUCCAGACGCGUAUAGAAAAACUCAAGGGUCACCUGUUGAAGCUGAGCAGCCUAUCUCCAGACCUGGAACGUGUUAAUGAGAUGGUGUACAGAAUACCAGUCAGUGACAGCGACAUUAAACGGUUGCAAAGUCUCAACAGAGCGUGGGCCACUCACUCUGCUCUCCUCACUGAGAGAUUCAGUAAACUGCAGUCGGUGUUGCUCCAGCAGCAGAGUUUCCUUGAGAAGUGUGAGGCCUGGAUGGAUUUCCUGUCUCAGACUGAGAAGAAGCUAGCUGCUGAGAUCUCAGGCAACUACCAGAGUCUGCUGGAGCAACAGAGAGACCACGAGUUGUUCCAGGCAGAAAUGUUCAGCAGACAGCAAAUUCUUUACUCCAUCAUAAGUGACGGGCAUCAUUUGUUGGACCAAGGACAAGUUGAUGAUGGGAAUGACUUCAGUGUGAAAUUGGCCCUGCUGAGCAAUCAGUGGCAAGGUGUAGUAAGGCGUGCGCAGCAGCGACGGGGCAUCAUCGAUAGUCUGGUUCGGCAGUGGCAGAACUAUCGGGAGAUGGCAGAGAAGCUGCUGCGAUGGCUACAGGAAGUGACCCGUGAUCCAGAUGUGCAUCAGCCAGGAGAACCUGUGGCUCUGCAGCAGGCCAGAAACCUGCUAGAUCAGAUACAGCUGAGGGAUCGAGUGCUUCAACGGCAACAAGGAGGCUACAUCCUCACCGUGGAGGCCGGCAGGAGUCUGCUGCUGUCAGCUGACACCAAGGCGGAGUCCACCCUGCAGACUGAGCUGAUGGAGAUUCAGGAGAGGUGGAGGCAUGCCCACCAUCGCCUGGACCAGCAGAGGAGGCAGCUGCAUGGCUUGCUGAAGAACUGGGAGCGAUGUGAGAAGGGCAUAGAUGUGUCUCUGGAGAAGCUGAGGGCCUUCAAAAGAAAGCUGUCCGUGCCUCUGCCUGAUCACCAUGAGGAGCUACACUCGGAGCAAAUCAGAUGCAAGGAGCUAGAGAGCAGCGUGGAGGGCUGGACCGAUGACCUUACUUCCUUAUUCCUGCUGAGGGACUCUUUGGAGGGCGUGGUGAGUGCUGAUGACAUCACAGUUCUGCAGGAACGCCUCCAGCUGCUACAGCGCCAGUGGGAGGAGGUCUGCCACCAGCUUUCCCUGCGCAGGCAGCAGGUGAGCGAGAAGUUGAAUGAGUGGGCUGUGUUCAAUGAGAAGAACAAGGAGCUGUGUGAGUGGCUCACACAGAUGGAGAGCAAAGUCUCUCAGAAUGGGGACAUCAGUAUCGAAGAGAUGAUUGAAAAGCUACGCAAGGACUACCAGGAGGAGAUCAGUGUUGCUCAGGAGAACAAGCAGCAGCUGCAGGUUAUGGGCGAGCGGCUGGCCAGGGCCAGCCAAGACAACAAGGCGGCCGAAAUUCAGCACAAACUCAGCAAAGUCAGCGAGCGCUGGCAACACCUGCUGGACCUCAUCGCAGCCAGGGUGAAGAAGCUGAGGGAGACCCUGGUGGCGGUACAACAGUUGGAUAAAAACAUGAGCAGCCUGCGGGCGUGGCUUUCUCACAUCGAGACCGAGCUGUCCAAGCCCAUCGUCUACGACACCUGCGAUGACCAGGAGAUUCAGAGGAAACUCAACCAGCAGCAGGAGCUGCAGAGGGACAUAGAGAAACACAGCACAGGCGUGGCGUCAGUGUUGAAUCUGUGCGAAGUCCUUCUGCACGACUGCGAUGCAUGCUCGACAGAGACGGAGUGCGACUCCAUCCAGCAAGCCACCAGAGGGCUCGACCGACGCUGGAGAAACAUCUGUGCCAUGUCCAUGGAGAGGAGACUCAAGAUUGAAGAAACGUGGAGGUUGUGGCAGAAGUUCCUUGAUGAUUAUGGCAGGUUUGAGGAUUGGCUCAAGACCUCGGAAAAAACAGCAGCUCUGCCUAACUCCUCUGGAGUCCUCUAUACUGUUGCUAAAGAGGAGCUCAAGAAGUUUGAGGCUUUCCAGCGGCAGGUGCAGGAAUGCCUGACCCAGCUGGAGCUCAUCAAUAAGCAGUACCGUCGUCUGGCCCGGGAAAACCGCACAGACUCCUCCUGCCAUCUCAGGGAAAUGGUGCAUGAUGGGAACAGGCGAUGGGAUAACCUGCAAAAGAGGGUGGCUGCAAUCAUACGCAGGCUAAAGCACUUCAUCAGUCAGAGGGAGGAGUUUGAGACUGCGCGAGACAGCAUCCUGGUGUGGCUGACUGAAAUGGACCUACAGCUCACCAACAUAGAGCACUUCUCCGAGUGUGAUGUACAGGCCAAAAUAAAACAGCUCAGGGCGUUUCAGCAGGAGAUCUACCUGAACACGGGGAAGCUCGAGCUGGUGUUCAGGCAGGGUGAAGCUCUGAUUGAGAAGAGUGAACCAUUGGAUGCAGCUGUCAUCGAGGAGGAGCUGGAGGAGUUGCAGAGAUACUAUCAGGAGGUCUUCGGACGAGUGGACAGAUACUACAAGAAACUCACACGUCUGCCUCUUGCAGAUGAUGAGCUUGAUGGUUCAGACAGAGAGCUGGACAUGGAGGAAGGUGGAGACCUCUCUGAGAUGCAGUGGUGUGACUCCUCUUUGCCCCGGACAACAACGCGGCGAGCCUCGGGCACUACGACCCUCGUCCGGGCCGACCGCUCAGGCCGAGACACGCCAGCCAGCGUGGACUCCAUCCCGUUAGAGUGGGACCAUGACUACGACCUGAGCAGAGGUCCGGAGAGCCCCGAAGGACAAGGCAACGGGGAAAGAAGCCCAGAGCAUGAGGACGAGGACGUGUAUAUGAGGACGACUGCCACAGCACUGUCAGCCGAGCCAGGCCAGCUGGAAGCCAGUCUGAGGCAGCUGGAUCAGGCUUUGGAUGCAGGGCGAUAUCACCUCCAGCAGAGAGAGGCCUCUGCCAGCCGGGUCAGCCCAGAUGUCGACUCCACGUAUAUGGGCUACAUGCGUCUGAUGGAAGAGUGCCGCAGUAGCAUAGAUGCAGUGAAGAUCGCAGAGGGAGAGCUGACCGAAGAUGAGGAGGACAUGCCAGGACUCACUAACCCUACCAGCACAGACACGCAGAGCGCAGGUGUGAUUGAGCGCUGGGAGCUGAUCCAGGCUCAGUCUCUGAGUGAGAAGCACAAACGUAAUCAAAACCUGCAGCAGUGGCAGGAGCUGAUCUCAGAUCUGCAAACCUUGAGGGCUUGGCUCGGUCAGUCGGAGGCUGAACUCAGCCAGCUGCGGGGGCUCGAUCUCAGCACUGACAUACAGACCAUCCAGCAGAGAAUCAAGAAGCUCAAGGAGCUGCAGAAGGGGGUGGAUGCCCAUAAGUCAGAGGUCCUGUCCAUCAACCUUAGCAGCGCAAACUUCCUCCAAUCAGAGUCUGACUCUGAGGAGGCGUGGGAACUGAGGGACAGGCUGAAGGAGAUGAACUCGUGCUGGGAUCGGCUCUGUGCCUCUCUGGAGCACUGGAGGGAAGAGCUGCAGAGGGCACUGAUGCAGUGCCAGGAGUUCCAUGAGAUGAGUCACGGUCUGCUGCUGUGGCUGGAGAACAUUGACCGCAGGAGGAAUGAGGUGGUUCCCAUCCCCCAAAAAGCAAGUCGCGAAACAUUACGAGCUCAUCAUAAAACACUUAUGCAAAUCAAGUGUGAGCUGCUGGACUCGGAGCAGAAGGUGUCGUCCCUUCAGGAGCUGUCGUCUCAGCUGCUGGUCAACACUAAACCUCAGACUAUGGCCCAGAUCUCGGAGCAGGUCCAGGCUCAGGGCAACGAGUGUCUGGAGGCCCAGGAGAAGGUUCAUGUGAUCUGGAACAGGCUAAGGCUGCUCCAGAGGGAGGUCAACUCAGAUCUGGAGGGGCUGGAGAGGAGACUAGGGGCCAUGGAUGCACAGCAGGUUCACUCACCGUUGCCUGUUGGCAGAUCCGCAGCUCCUGGUUCAGAGGUGACCACCCAAAGCCGCAAACGACUGCCCCGAGGCAAAAGUAGUCAGGCCCACCCAGGACACCCUGAGAGCAGCCCGCGCCACAGCCGGAGCAGAUCACUAGGCGCCGCUGGCUGCGUUUCCUCCCGUUCUGACCUCCCAGACGCCACUUCAUCAGCUUCCUCCUCCUCCUCAAAGGAUAAGUCCUUCCUGCUGCGGGUCCUCAGGGCAGCACUCCCCGUCCACUUGCUCCUCCUGCUCCUCAUUGGCCUGGCCUGCCUAGUGCCCAUGACAGAGGAGGACUACAGCUGCCACCACGCCAAUAACUUCGCCCGCUCCUUCCAUCCCAUGCUGCGCUACACCAACGGACCUCCGCCCAUAUGAAGAGCAGCUGAUUUUUUUUUUUUUUUUUUUUAAAUCUACCUACUGCUUUGCCAAGGACUCCACUGACUCAUGUGAAUGUUUCCUCUUCACCCUGUGCCCUAAAGGAACAAAUUCUUCCCCUUCUGGGGAGUGAGCUGCAUUAUGAAGUAUUUCAGAGGUGAUAUGAAGACUACUCUCACUAAACAUUGCACACCCACUCACCUGAAAUCACCUCAGCCCUUUAAAACAAAAAAAAACAACACUCUCCAGAAUAGAUGGACCUUGAUCUGGAGGAUCCCCCCCCCCUCCCCAGUCCAAAUAUUUCAUGUUGUUUUAACUUAAAUGUGUAUUUUAUUUUUAAGGUUUCUGAAGAAACCUGCGAAAUCAUUGAAAAACAAAGCACUAUUUAUAUACUGUAUGUUGGGAGCCAAAGUCAACUGUGCAUUUUGUCCAUUAUAUCGAGUGCUGCUACUAUUUAUUUAGUGUUCAAUCCGUUAAUAGAUUGUUAGCAUUGAUUAAGCUAAAGCUCUACUGUGAGUGGGGGAUAUUGUAAAUUGUAGAGCAGGCCUGCAGUUGGAGUAGCAAUCAUUCACAGCCUCGGGUGUGAAGAGUUUCAUUUCAGACUGACACAUCUGAACAUCGACUGAGAAGACAUGACCGAAGCCGCACAGAACGAGGUCAGAAGUACUUUCCGAAGGAUGACUCGUUCAAAAGGAGCCUGCUUAAAUUUGGAAAGGAAGUCUAAAAUCUGCACAUAUAGCACUGACAUGAGCACUGUCUGAAGGUACUGCACUGAUGCCCUCCGGCCAAGAUGGCAGACUUUUUUCUCCAAAAGCCAAGGCUUGUGUUUUUUAUUUUAUUUUUUAUUUUCUUUUAGUAUUUUACAAACUGGGACAAAUCUGAAGAAAAAAAAAAAAGAGAGAGAAAAAGAUGAGCUUUCAUUUGUAUAUCAAUGUUUGAAAUGCUAUUGAGUACGGGCAGUUAUUUUUUUAUCUUUCUGUUUGAGCAUGCACUUGAAAGUCUCGCUUUUAAGAAGGCCAAACAAUCUCUGGUAGUGUUUUAGUAGAUGGCUGUGACAUGAAAUAGUUUGCUUUGUAAUAACUGCGAUUAUUAUUCUGCGGUGAUGAGACAUCUGGAUCAUCAUGUUAAAAAAAAAAAAAAAAAAAUUAAAUAUGAAAAUGGUUAUUUAUGUAUGUACAGUUUGCUAAUGCCAACUUCAUGGAGAUACCCUCUUUGCAAAUAAUAAAACAUGAAAUAUUUA
Molecule: messenger RNA, 27281 nt
Organism: Archocentrus centrarchus (flier cichlid)
Lineage: Eukaryota; Metazoa; Chordata; Actinopteri; Cichliformes; Cichlidae
Gene: syne1a
Product: spectrin repeat containing, nuclear envelope 1a
Biological process (GO): signal transduction
Cellular component (GO): membrane
Molecular function (GO): protein binding
Source: RefSeq, a predicted model, not a curated record